Messenger RNA from Phasianus colchicus (ring-necked pheasant), 719 nucleotides. Lineage: Eukaryota; Metazoa; Chordata; Aves; Galliformes; Phasianidae. The record is from RefSeq and is a predicted model, not a curated record.
UGCUAUGGGUCGCUAUGGGUCGCUGUGGGGCGCAGUGGGGCGCAGUGGCGCCGCCCCGCCGCAGCCCCGCCCGCAGCUCCUGCAGGCCGCGGCCAACCGGCGGCAGCGCCACACCGGGCAGCUCUCGGCGCUCAGCACCGCUUUGACGCUGGGCGGCGCCUGCGCCAGGAUCUUCACCUCCGUGCAGGACACGGGGGACGCGCUGCUGAUCCUCACCUACGUCGCGUCGGCCGCCUGCAACGCCUUACUUAUGGGGCAGAUCCUGUAUUACGGCCGCGCUGUGGGGCGGCCCCAUAGCAAGGCGGACUGAGCCCAGACCCACAGCGCCGCCCCGCAGCACGCUGCUAUGGGGCUGCCCCAUAGAUCUGUGGGGCACAAGGUGGAGGGGGGUGUGGGCACAGAGGGGCCUCAGGGAUGCAGUGUGCUAUGGGGCUGCCCCAUAGAUCUGUGGGGCACACAGAGGGUCCCGCCCCCAAUCCAUGGAGGAGCGCUGUGCUGUGGGGCUGCCCCAUAGAUCUGUGGGGCACGAAUGGGUGUGGGGCACACAGAGGGGCCCGAGGAUGUGCUGUGCUGUGGGGCUGCCCCACAGAUCUAUGGGGCACAAAGCGGGUGUGUGGGGAGGGGGAUGCGCUGCGCUAUGGGGCUGCCCCAUAGAUCUGUGGGGCACAAAGCGGGUGUUUGUUGUUCCCCUCCCCCCGGCCCAUGGAGGAGUGCUGCGC